UCAUAUGACUUCAUUUUUAUGGGUCACAUGUUUCAGUCUGUUUCCUUUAUUGUGUUUGUGCCAUCAUGGCUUUUGAAACGCACUGUUUUUCUCUUUGUAAAGUAUUAGCACUCAGUUUUGCACUGUUCGGCCUUGUUUCUGUGGGAGAAGGUCGGUUCAAGGGCUUCAGGAAGUUUGAUGUGGUGCAGGAUUCCAGCUAUGGAGCUGUGUCUGAGGAGCUGUGGUUCACCCAGAAACUGGAUCACUUCAAUGGUGGAGACAGCAGAGCUUGGAAGCAAAGAUACUUUGUAAAUGAGGCCUUCUACAAGCCUGGAGGUCCAGUGUUUCUGAUGAUCGGUGGAGAGGGCCCGGCAAACCCAGCGUGGAUGAAGGAAGGCACCUGGCUCACCUACGCUCAGAAACUCGGAGCCCUCUGCUUCAUGCUGGAACACCGAUUCUAUGGGAAAAGUCACCCAACAACGGACCUCAGCGCAGACAACUUGCGUUUCCUCAGCAGUCGCCAGGCUCUGGCUGACCUUGCACACUUCCGCACUGUGAUGGGAGAGAACCGGGGUCUGACCAACAGGAAGUGGGUGGCGUUCGGCGGGUCGUAUCCAGGUUCUCUCGCUGCUUGGUUCAGGCUCAAGUACCCUCACCUGGUGCAUGCCUCUGUGGCCACGAGUGCGCCCGUGUUCGCCACUGUAAACUUUCCAGAGUACUUGGAGGUUGUGUGGCGUUCGCUGGCCUCAGAAAAUGCAGAUUGUCCUGUGCUUGUGAAAAAGGCUUCAGAUACCCUCGCAGAACGCCUGAAAGACCCGAAAACCUUUGAAAACAUCACCAAAGAUUUCAAUUUAUGUUCCACCCUGCAGAUCCAGUCACAGAUGGACUCUGCCUACUUCCUGGAAUCGGUGGCUGGCAACUUCAUGGAUGUGGUCCAGUAUAACGAAGACAACAGAGGAUUUGAGGGGGUUUUGGGCACCAACAUAACCAUCAAGGUGCUGUGUGACGUGAUGGGUGACGCCUCACUGGGAGAUCCUUACACCCGCUACGUUGCUGUGGCCCGCCUCAUGAUGGACACGUUCUCUGUGAAAUGCCUGGACGUCAGCUUCAGUAACUACGUCAGAGACAUGACGAAUACGUCCUGGGAUGGGCCGGCCGCAGGAGGAGGGAGACAGUGGGUCUAUCAGACCUGCAGUGAAUUUGGAUUCUACCAGAGCACAGAUUCACCGAACCAGCCAUUCACCGGCUUCCCUCUGGAUUAUCAGGUGAAACAGUGUGCAAGCUUCUACAACAUCAGUGCUGACGAGGUGGCAGAGGCCGUCGCCCAGACCAACGAGUAUUACGGCGGCUACGACAUCCAGUCCAGCAGAAUCGUGUUCCCCAACGGGUCCAUCGACCCGUGGCAUGCUUUGGGAAUCACUGCAGACAUCACAGCUGAGCUCCCUUCUGUCUUCAUUAAAGGAACUGCUCACUGUGCUAACAUGUACCCAGCAAGGAGCCAAGAUCUUCCCCAGCUAUCUGAGGCUCGGGAUCACAUCUUUCUGCUCCUCCAGCAGUGGUUGAAGUAGUGAUUGAAGGCUCCUUCGGCUUUACAAAGCAAACGCAUCGCUUACGAUUUCUGAAAAAUCUAACUUGAUUUCUUACUGUACUGCCAAAUUUUCAGCUGCUUGAAGUCUUGUAAUGCACCUUUGCACAAGUUUGAAUUGGGGAAAGUUCUUGUUUUUAAUGUGUUAAAAUUUGAAAUCAUUUUUUUAAUUAUUAUUGAUAUUAAAUUUUAAUUAUUUUUACCUCUCAGUCCAGUGUAUUGUGUGACACUGUAGAAGAAGUACAUGCUGUUUAGCAGUCUGACAACCCCCUGGUUAGGGACAAAAAAAAAAUGUUUACAAAAAAACCACAUUUUUUCAUGAUAUAGUUUGCUUUUUAAAUAAAAUAUGUGGUAUCACACUUUGUGUUGGUCGUACCAGUAUAACUGAUCAUGCUGUUUUUCCAUCUCAGUAUAAUUCAAACUGCUGAACAUCAUUUUGAAGUAGGAAAUUUCUGUAGAUUUCAAAAUGUGGGUUAUCACAAAGUUGAUCAACAAUAACCAAUGCACACUCAUCCUUUGUUUUCUCAUGUUGCAACAAGAAGAAUGGAGACAGGCAACAUUUUAGAGCUGGGACCUGACUCAGUUUUUGUGUUGACGGGGAAACGUGGCCAACCACCAUGCACCAGUACAUGUCAAAAAAUUUGAAUAUUGUGUAAAAGUGCAAUAUUUCUUGCCAGUCAUCUCAGAAAGUGAAGCAGUAACUUUAUAGAUUCAUUCAGAUAACAUUGAAUAAAAUAUGUCAAGCUUU
Molecule: messenger RNA, 2312 nt
Organism: Poecilia latipinna (sailfin molly)
Lineage: Eukaryota; Metazoa; Chordata; Actinopteri; Cyprinodontiformes; Poeciliidae
Gene: prss59
Product: serine protease 59, putative
Exons: 9
Coding region: 66-1547 (493 amino acids)
Biological process (GO): proteolysis
Molecular function (GO): dipeptidyl-peptidase activity; serine-type exopeptidase activity
Source: RefSeq, a predicted model, not a curated record